Molecule: messenger RNA, 2772 nt
Organism: Amoebophrya sp. A120
Lineage: Eukaryota; Dinophyceae; Syndiniales; Amoebophryaceae
Source: the annotation of a GenBank genome assembly
AUGAUUCCCAGCAUUCCGCCCGCGUUGUAUGAACGCUUGCUGGCGGAGGUGGCGAGUCUGGAGAACAUAUUUGCACCAGCAAACGAAAGCUCCUUCGCGCAGGAUUUUUGUGCUGCAUUUGGCUCUUGGUUCCGACCCCCGGACAGAUCCACGCGCCAAAAGAUCUUCGACGCGAUUCAAAAUUGGAAAAAGGUCGCGGCGUCCGUAUCGGACGAACGCAUUUGGGAGUACAGCAGUAUCGCGCCGGAGGGGGUCCCAUUUGACGCGUACUUCAACGCGCCCGGGGCGGGCCCGCUGCGCGAGCUUACGAAGAUUAGCUGCGGCUGGAUGCGCGACCGGCUCGGCCUGGACGAACGCGCGACUCGCGAAAGGUUGCGGCAGAUGUAUUUCGUCUUCGAUGCGAGAAUCCAAGCGGCCCACGUGGACAAUUUCGAGGAGGUGGUGCGCGACUGGCACAAAGCAGCCAAGGCGGGUCCGGUCAUAGGCCCUAUUUGGCGGGCCUAUGACCGCCUGCAAAAACGCGUGCAGCAGGAAGUGGAGAAAAAAUACGGCGAUUUCAAGCGGUGGCGCUUCAAUUUUACGUUUCACGAUCUCAGCUGCAGCGUUGACCCCGAGGCUGGUCCUGCUCGCGGCAACUGCACGUCGAACACAGGCCGCCCCGCUUCUAGAAGUACAACUACGUCUGUGCCGGAGGGUGGCCUCCAUAAUUACAUCCUUACGCCAGAUUACGAAUUCAAUGAAAACAUUUACACCAGUAAGAAGAGUUACAAAGCUCCUGGCGAAUUUAUCAUUCCCGAGCCGCCAGCCAAACUGAUGGAUUGUGGCCUCAGUGGCGCGUGGUGGAGAGGCACCGAUUUGGCCGCUUGGUUCUUUCUGCAGGUCGGGCGCGCAAUCCAGAAGUUUCGAGCUCUAGAGGAUCAUGGCUCCACGUCCACGAACAACAACUUCACGGCAACAUCAAGGAUAAGUUGCGAAUUGAACUGCGGAGACAUAGGGGCCUACCUCAAUGAGUUGGAACGAGAGGCCUUUGCUGCCGGAACAACGUCCAAGUUGUUUGACCGGGUGUUUGUUUCGAACAUUCUCGAUUACACUGGAUGUCUGGACUUCUUCAGUUACGGUAUCCCGCUGCUAAAGCCAUCAAAUGGCUGCACGAACUCCACGGUCUUGCGGAACUGCGGGCACUGGUUUCCGUGGACGGGUGACAUGCACUGCGCCGAGGCCUACAAAAAGUACCUGUACUGGGGGAGUGCGCUCGGGAGUUAUGAGCAAAUUCGCGAGGUGUUUGGCGCGUCGGUGGAGGGGGCGCCAACUAUGAUGGAGCCGCACCACGUGUGGAAGAAAAGCGACGCGUUCGGCACCGGCCGAUUGCUCCCGAAGACUUUGAGCCGAAAGACGACCGUCAAGACCUACCUCGCCACGCUGCUGGUGCGCUUGGUGCUCCCGCCGCAGAUGGUGGAGGAGGACCGGGGUUGGGAGAUGGGCGCUCCCUGCGUGCCGCCGACCGGCCUCGCCGGGUUUCUGCGGGUGGCGCAGUCGCUGGUGCGAUACCAAAACUGUCCGCCGCACUGGGUGUUCGAAAUUGUCGAGGCGGUUCUGAAACGGGGUGAGUUGAAGGACGUCUGGUGCCGAGACCGCAGCGUGCCCGUGCCCGAGUCCGAGAAAAAAAUCAGCAAUGUGCCCUUAGAUUGGGCACAAGUCGAACUCGCGACGCUGCUCCGCGUGUUCGCGAACGAAGUGCCCUUCCGUUUGGAUGGGUUCCAGCGACUCGCUGACACCGUACUAGGCGACGGGUGCGCGGCGCAAGAGAGCAGUCGCGUGCGCGUGUACCGGGGGAAAUUACGCAAGCCGCUGGUGCCGUGUACACAACUUACGCACGGAAAGCACCCGGUUAUGGGCGUCGCCAUUGUCUUCUCGGUUUCUCAUCUUGUUGAAGCAUUGAAGAGCAAAGCGGGUUAUGAUAUGAACACUCCAGCAGAGAUGUUGAACGACUACAGGCCGCGGCUGGUUGGGCCAGUUCCGAACGACGCCAAGGCCGAGCUGAAGUUUUGGGGCGUUCCCAAAAACGCGGGCGAUUUGAGAUACCCAGGGUAUACUUGUUCUCCCUUCUUCAAGUUCAUGGUUUACUGUUCGAAUGAUGGCCAAAGAACAUGUAGCUGCUGUUGUAGCCGACGGAUUCGAUUAUUAUCUAUUUGUUUCUUCAGUAAAAAAAGCUUUUAGUUCUUCUCGUCCGGCGCGCAACAUUUUCGGGUGAGGUUUUUGCAAGAGCUACUUACUACCUUCUCUGAAAAGAACAACGACUAAACAGCACCGUCCUACAUCGCUUCACCACCUGUUCCUGGGAUUUCGAGUCACGGGAAUUCGAGAUCCUGUUGUCGAGCGCGCUGUUUGAGAAGUUUUCCGCUGACGGCUACUCCUGCGUCGUUUUCGAAUAUGGUACUUACAUCGUGCUCAGUAGGGAGGCGGUCCCGGUCAAGAGCCUGCAAAUUGUGCAAGCCGAUGCGUCGAAACUCUUCCGGGUCUGAGGGUGCUUCUAUCCUGGUAGUGCCUCCUAAGUGUCGCAACGAAUCGCCAGGGAGGUGGUCGACGUGAUAAUGUAAAAGUUGCAAUUGUUUGAUCCAACGGGGACAAACGCACUUUCGCGAUGGAAAAUGCUCCUGCAAGAAGAUGAUAAGCAUAAGUAACUGAAGUGUUGCCCCUUGAUGAUCACAAACAUGUUUACGCUAGAGUCCACAUCAAGAAACGCACAAUCAAGCUGUGGCUGAAUUGCUAGAC